This is a messenger RNA of Dipodomys ordii (Ord's kangaroo rat), 6990 nucleotides long. It is a transcript of the gene Tiam1, whose product is annotated as T-cell lymphoma invasion and metastasis 1. The record is from RefSeq and is a predicted model, not a curated record. The transcript has 29 exons. Gene Ontology annotation, cellular component: synapse; plasma membrane; cytosol. NCBI's taxonomy places the organism in Eukaryota, Metazoa, Chordata, Mammalia, Rodentia, Heteromyidae. Gene Ontology annotation, molecular function: guanyl-nucleotide exchange factor activity; protein binding. The coding region runs from base 470 to 5236 and encodes 1588 amino acids. Gene Ontology annotation, biological process: activation of GTPase activity; small GTPase-mediated signal transduction; positive regulation of axonogenesis.
GGGGGGCCUCGCGGCCCUACGUGGUGCCGAGCCAGGUCGCGAAGAUCCGAGUCUAGCGUCGCCGGUGGAUGGCUGUAUUCUGAUGUUGACAUUGUCUGAAGCUUGAUCUCUACAUGGUAGAAUCAUUGUGGACCAAGGUUCCCCUUUCUAGACGGAAAAGUGAAGAGGAAGAAGAACUUUGGUCCUUUGUGGUAUGAUGCACUGAACCCCAGUCCUUCACCUAGCACUUGAGCAGCGCCUGCAAAUGGCACCAUUGGAAACCAUGACCCAGGCUCUUCUGUUUGGGAGGGGAUUUCUGGCACAUUCUCCCAAACUCAGGUGAGCCGCUGAUGGCCACCCCACUGGCAGGUGCUGACUACUCUCCAAGCCCAGCCCCCGACGCCAUCGCUAACCCCAGAAUCUAAAUGCCACAGUGUUCUUGGGGCCAGUCAAGCUGGGGACCACUGUUGCCUUUUAAGAUCUUAGAACCAUGGGAAACGCCGAAAGCCAAAAUGUAGACCACGAGUUUUACCGGGAAAAGCACGCCAGCCUGGGGCGCAAGCACACGUCCCGCUCCCUGCGCCUGUCGCACAAGACGCGCCGCACGCGGCACGCCUCCUCGGGCAAGGUGAUCCACCGGAACUCCGAAGUGAGCAACCGAUCCAGCAGCACCCCGAGCAUCCCCCAGUCCCUGGCUGAAAAUGGCUUGGAGCCCUUCUCCCAGGAAGGGACCCUAGAGGACUUCGGGAGCCCCAUCUGGGUGGACCGCGUGGACAUGGGCCUGAGACCCGUGUCUUACACGGAUUCUUCCGUCACUCCCAGCGUGGACAGCAGCAUCGUGCUCACCGCAGCCUCGGUGCGGAGCGUGCCAGACUCGGAGGGGAGCAGGCUGGGCCGCGAGGAUGACGCGCCGUACUUGGCCGAGGGAGGCAGGAGGCAGCAUCCCUAUACAUCCAAUGGGCCCGCUUUCAUGGAGACAACGAGCUUUAAGAAGAAACGCUCCAAAUCUGCAGACAUCUGGCGGGAGGACAGCCUGGAAUUCUCACUCUCCGAUCUGAGCCAAGAACAUUUAACAAGCAACGAAGAAAUCUUGGGUUCUGCCGAAGAGAAGGACUGCGAGGAGGCUCGGGGGAUGGAAACGCAGGCGACUCCGCCGCAGCUCAGCACCUGUCAGCGUGCCAACUCCCUGGGUGACUUGUACGCUCAGAAAAACUCCGGGGCAGCAGCGAACGGGGGACCCAGGAGCAAAUUCACAGGCUACUGCCGGAAUUUGGUAUCUGAUAUUCCCGAUCUCGCAAACCAUAAGAUGCCACCAGCGGCUGCAGAAGAGAACCUUCCAUACAGUAAUUACAACACACUUCCCUGUAGGAAAUCGCACUGUCUUUCCGAAGGUGCCACCAACCCCCAAAUUAGCCAUAGCAACAGCAUGCACGGCAGAAGAUCCAAAACAACUCAGGAUGUCAACGCAGGCGAGGGCAGCGAGUUUGCCGACAGCGGGAUUGAAGGGGCCACUACGGACACGGACCUCCUGUCCAGGCGAUCCAAUGCCACCAACUCCAGCUACUCCCCCCCCACCGGCCGGGCCUUCGUGGGCAGUGACAGCGGCAGCAGCUCCACCGGGGAUGCCGCUCGCCAAGGGGUGUACGAGAACUUUCGGAGGGAGCUGGAGAUGAGUACCACCAACAGCGAGAGCCUGGAGGAAGCGGGCUCGGCGCACAGCGACGAGCAGAGCAGCGGCACGCUGAGCUCCCCGGGCCAGUCGGACAUCCUGCUGACCGCCGCGCAGGGCACUGUGCGCAAGGCCGGCGCGCUGGCCGUCAAGAACUUCCUGGUGCACAAGAAGAACAAGAAGGUGGAGUCGGCCACGCGCAGGAAGUGGAAGCACUACUGGGUGUCCCUGAAAGGAUGCACGCUCUUUUUCUACGAGAGUGACGGUAGAUCUGGCAUAGACCAUAACAGCAUCCCCAAGCACGCUGUCUGGGUGGAGAACAGCAUUGUGCAGGCCGUGCCUGAGCACCCCAAGAAGGACUUCGUCUUCUGCCUCAGUAACUCGUUGGGUGACGCCUUCCUCUUUCAGACCACCAGCCAGACAGAGCUGGAAAACUGGAUCACCGCCAUCCAUUCUGCCUGUGCAGCCGCCGUGGCAAGACACCACCACAAAGAAGACACGCUCCGGCUCCUGAAGUCCGAAAUCAAAAAGCUGGAGCAGAAGAUCGACAUGGAUGAGAAAAUGAAGAAAAUGGGUGAAAUGCAGCUGUCUUCAGUCACUGACUCAAAGAAGAAGAAAACUAUAUUAGAUCAGAUCUUUGUUUGGGAGCAGAAUCUUGAACAGUUCCAGAUGGACCUAUUCCGUUUCCGUUGUUAUUUAGCCAGUCUCCAAGGUGGGGAGCUGCCAAACCCCAAAAGGCUACUGGCUUUUGCAAGCCGACCAACCAAAGUAGCCAUGGGCCGCCUUGGGAUCUUCUCUGUGUCAUCUUUUCAUGCCCUGGUGGCUGCACGCACAGGUGAAACUGGAGUGAGGAGACGUACUCAGGCCAUGUCCAGAUCCGCAAGCAAGCGAAGGAGCAGGUUUUCUUCUCUUUGGGGUCUGGACACCACUUCCAAAAAGAAACAGGGACGCCCAAGCAUCAAUCAGGUGUUUGGAGAGGGAACUGACGCUGUAAAGAAAUCUUUGGAGGGAAUAUUUGAUGACAUUGUUCCAGAUGGCAAGAGGGAGAAAGAAGUGGUCUUACCUAGCGUCCACCAGCACAAUCCUGACUGCGACAUUUGGGUCCAUGAGUAUUUCACUCCAUCUUGGUUCUGUCUGCCCAAUAAUCAGCCAGCCCUGACUGUUGUCCGGCCAGGAGAUACUGCACGGGACACCCUGGAGCAUAUUUGCAAGACACAUCAACUGGAUCAUUCUGCUCAUUACCUGCGUCUGAAGUUUUUAAUAGCUAACAAAAUGCAGUUCUAUGUUCCGCAUCCCGAGGAGGACAUUUAUGAACUGCUGUAUAAAGAAAUUGAAAUUUGUCCAAAAGUCACGCAAAGCAUCCACAUGGAGAAGGCAGACGCAGCGGCUGACAAUUACGGCUUUUUGCUGUCCUCGGUGGAGGAGGAUGGGGUUCGGAGGCUAUACGUGAACAGCGUGAAGGACACUGGCUUAGCUUCCAAGAAAGGCCUGAAGGCGGGGGAUGAGAUUCUUGAGAUCAACAAUCGUGCUGCCGGCACCCUGAACUCCUCCACGCUCAAGGAUUUCCUCUUGCAGCCUUCCUUGGGUCUCCUGGUGAGGACCUACCCUGAGCUGGAGGGAGGAGCGGAGCUGCUGGAGAGCCCGCCCCACCGAGUGGACGGCCCUGCGGACCUCGGCGACAGUCCCCUGGCCUUCCUCGCCAGCAACCCAGGACACAGCCUCUGCAGCGAGCAGGGCAGCAGCGCGGACACGGCUCCAGAAGACACCGAAGGGCCAGAUAUGGAGUCUUCAGAUGAGACGGAUCACAGCAGCAAGAGUACGGAGCAGGUGGCCGCGUUCUGCCGCAGUUUGCACGAGAUGAGCUCGUCUGACACGAGCCCGUCGCCUCAGGACACCACGGGGCCUCAGCUGGCCACCAUGAGACAACUGUCAGACGCGGACAAGCUGCGGAAGGUCAUCUGCGAGCUCCUGGAGACCGAGCGUACCUACGUCAAAGACUUGAACUGUCUCAUGGAAAGAUAUCUGAAGCCUCUUCAGAAAGAGACGUUUCUCACCCAAGAUGAGCUCGAUGUGCUCUUUGGAAAUUUAACAGAAAUGGUAGAGUUUCAAGUAGAGUUUCUUAAAACUCUAGAAGAUGGAGUGAGACUGGUACCUGAUUUGGAAAAGCUUGAGAAAGUGGAUCAGUUUAAGAAAGUGCUGUUCUCUCUGGGGGGAUCCUUUCUGUACUACGCCGACCGCUUCAAGCUCUACAGUGCCUUCUGUGCCAGCCACACGAAAGUCCCCAAGGUUCUGGUGAAAGCCAAAACCGACACGGCCUUCAAGGCAUUCUUGGAUGCUCAGAAUCCAAGACAGCAGCACUCGUCCACCCUGGAGUCUUACCUCAUCAAGCCCAUCCAGCGAAUCCUCAAGUACCCGCUUCUGCUCAAGGAGCUCUUCGCGCUGACAGACGCGGAGAGCGAGGAGCACUAUCACCUGGAUGUGGCCAUCAAGACGAUGAACAAGGUUGCCAGUCACAUCAAUGAGAUGCAGAAAAUUCAUGAGGAAUUCGGGGCUGUGUUUGACCAGUUGAUUGCCGAGCAGACUGGUGAGAAGAAAGAGGUCGCAGAUCUGAGCAUGGGAGACCUGCUUUUGCACACCACGGUCAUCUGGCUAAACCCACCUGCCUCGCUGGGGAAGUGGAAAAAGGAACCGGAUCUGGCAGCCUUUGUGUUCAAAACAGCUGUGGUCCUCGUGUAUAAAGAUGGCUCCAAACAGAAGAAGAAACUUGUGGGCUCGCACAGGCUGUCAAUCUACGAGGAGUGGGACCCCUUCCGGUUUCGGCACAUGAUCCCCACUGAAGCCUUGCAGGUUCGAGCCUUGGCAAGUGCAGACGCAGAGGCGAAUGCCGUGUGUGAAAUUGUCCAUGUGAAGUCGGAAUCAGAGGGGAGGCCCGAGCGGGUCUUCCACCUGUGCUGCAGCUCCCCAGAGAGUCGAAAGGAUUUCCUGAAGGCCGUGCAUUCGAUCCUGCGAGAUAAGCACCGAAGACAGCUCCUCAAGACCGAGAGCCUCCCUUCGUCUCAGCAGUAUGUUCCGUUUGGAGGAAAGCGGUUGUGUGCUCUGAAAGGGGCCCGGCCAGCCAUGAGCAGGGCAGUGUCUGCCCCAAGCAAGUCUCUUGGGAGGAGAAGGCGGCGACUGGCACGCAACAGGUUUACCAUUGACUCAGAUGCCGUGGCGGCCAGCAGCCCGGAGAAAGAGCCCCAGCAGCCGCCCGGGCCAGGGGACACAGACCGCUGGGUGGAGGAGCAGUUCGAUCUUGCUCAGUACGAGGACCAGGAUGGCAUCAAGGAGACAGACAUCCUCAGUGACGACGACGAGUUCUGCGAGUCGGUGAAGGACGCCUCGGUGCACAGAGACCUCCAUGAGCGGCUGCAGGCCGCCUCCAUCAGCCAGCGGAGGGGCCUGGACAGCCACGCGUCACGCAUGAGCCAGCUCAAGAAGCAGGCCGCCCUCUCGGGCGUCAACGGCGGCGUGGACAGCGCCAGUGAGGAAGUGAUCUGGGUGAGACGUGAAGACUUCGCCCCUUCCAGGAAACUGAACACUGAGAUCUGACUUCUGUCCCCUUCUGUGGAGAACGUGUGUGUGUGUGUGUGUGUGUGUGUGUAGAUGCUGCCACCCUGCCCUGCCCUCCUGCCUGUCUACCCGUGCCAGCCUCCCCCUGCCCCCCAGAACGUCCCCGGGGUGUUCUGCACACACCAGUGUGGCAGCUGACGCGGGUCUGAAGCCAUGUAGCCACCUGCCCUUGACAUUCUUCACAACGGACAUCAGAGAGGAUCGCCCCGAACCCCAGAUCAGCUCGAGUCCUUCCACUAAGGUCUUGUGGUUAUUCUCAGUCAGGGCCUGAGGAAUUUGGAAAAACAAGACAAACUUGUUACCACUGAAAGCAAACCGGCUCCCUGCAGCAGCUGAACUCAUUUAAAGGUUAGCGUGUGCACACACAUGUACACACAUUCGCACACAGAACACACAGCUAUCUGGAGCCCAUCUUCCAGCUGAACUGAAACAUCUGUACAGCUUUCCGUGUUCAGGCCCUGUUUCUUCUUCAGUGUUGAGACUAUCUGUGUCUUUUUAAGAAUGUGUGAGGAAAAGGGUGGUUGUUUACGUGUCGAUGAGCCUUUCUUUUUCAUUUUUUGUUCUUUUUAAAUAUUUUUCUUCUGUGUUGGUCCGUGGCUGUUCUUAAUGCUAUGUCAUUGUUUGGAAGUUCUAGUUUUGCAUAGAAUUAUAAAGAUGCCAAACUCUUAGAGAAGAGGUCCAGAUUUAUCAUUUGAAAGAGAGAACACAAACAAACACUAUUUUUUGUAUUUUACCUGAGAUGCAGGGACUCAGAUAGGUGAGAAUUUUACAGUGUUAGGUUACAGAGAGUGAGACAUUGUGACUUUAUAUUUAUAUGAAAAGCCAACAAGGAGCUCAUGUUAAGAAUAAGCUUUUUUUUUUCCCCCCAAGAAGCAGAUUUUGGGGGGGUAAACGCUUGAAUCUGUAUUUGAGAUGGGAGUUUGGUUGGAGGGGGAACACGUGACAGGGAAUGGGCGGAGCCUGUGUAUCUGUCCCCAUGGCAGAGGACAGAAGCCUCCUUCUCAUGGGGUUGCCAUGGUGACCAUUGGUUUUUCCACCAGAAUCACAUCUUCAUCCAUAGAUCCCCCUCCCCACACCCUUGGCAGUCCAUAACCAAACCUCUGACCCAAACAACCUCUUCAAAAAACAUCUCUUGUGUUCAAUACUUUCUUCUUGCCAAUGAAACAGGGUAAUAAACAUGUCAAUUCCUAGUGUCUGAAAUAGAUAUCCAAAUGGAGGAAGAACAACUACAAUAAGAAAAACAAAUUAUAGCACUUUUAUUUUUUCUUUAAACAAAAAGGUUGAGUUUAAAUUGAGUUUAAACUCUUCUUAACAGACAGAAGAACACUUUUUCUUUUUUUGGGGGGGGGGAUAUCUAUUUGGUGUUUGACACAUCAGUAGGUACUUUAAAAACCUGAAUUUUAUAGUAGCUUAGGAAUUAUAUUUUAUAAGAAUCAGUUAUGACUUUAUAUUUCCAGACAAUAGAGAAGUUCAGAACAUCUCGCUCUUGGGCCUCGGCUUGCUUUCCCUCGCUCUCCUUGACCUCCCCUCCCUUUUCAGAUUUCCAGGGCUUUGAGCUUGAUCUUUUGAAAGUUUUAUUCUAUUAAAUUUUUGCUAUAUCUUCUGGUUUUCUUACAAAAAAAAAAGAACAAACAAAAAAGCUUUAGAAUGAUUUCUAUACCCUUUGUAUCACCGCAUUGUUCCCUUUCCUCUGGAGUUCGGUGGUGUCUGGAUGGGCCACGGAGCGCGGUGGG